Rotaria sp. Silwood2 is the source of this 534-nucleotide messenger RNA. The record is from the annotation of a GenBank genome assembly. NCBI's taxonomy places the organism in Eukaryota, Metazoa, Rotifera, Eurotatoria, Philodinida, Philodinidae.
AUGCUGUUGAAGAUUAAUAACGUCCUUUUAUUUUUAGAUCAUAAAAUUGGUUAUAUUCAUAGCGACAUUCGGAUUGGAAAUAUGAUUAUGUAUGAAAAUAUGAUAUAUAUCAUCGAUUAUAGUAGUGCUGUACAACCGAAAACUCCAAUUUAUUAUCAAGGUUGUUUAUCUACAGCAUCAAAUGGUAUACUAAAAAUGUUAGGAUCAAAUAUUGAAAAAAUAUCAUUGUAUUAUGCUGAUGAUGGAAUUUCAUUUUUAAAAUGUAUAUUAUUAUUAAAACCUUAUUUUCAACAUUAUACAUCAAUUAUUAAAAAAGCAAUUGAAGAUAAUAUGGCAUGGGAUAUUCUACCAACUUAUGAAUAUGCGAUGAAAUUAUUUAAGGAUAAAAAUGUUAUUAAAACACUUGCUUUUUUAGAAGAAAAUAGAGAAAUAUUAUCCAUUGAUGAUUUAAAUGAUAUAAUAAUACAUGCAUUAAAAAAUGAAAAAACAGAUGAUUAUCAUAUCGAUGAAUAUUUACAAAAAUUAAAGUUAUAA